Messenger RNA from Aplysia californica (California sea hare), 4169 nucleotides. Its product is annotated as protein fem-1 homolog C. The transcript has 2 exons. The coding region runs from base 238 to 2193 and encodes 651 amino acids. The record is from RefSeq and is a predicted model, not a curated record. Lineage: Eukaryota; Metazoa; Mollusca; Gastropoda; Aplysiida; Aplysiidae. Gene Ontology annotation, molecular function: protein binding.
UUUAAAAGAAAUUAUUGUAGGCCCCAAGAUUUACUUCGAAACAAUCUUGAUACUCUUAUGGUGAGAGUGAUGUCCCUUCGUAUCAUCAAGCGCCCUCUUCUUGCAGUCAGCCAUCGUUGUGUACUGUGUACUUUUGGAUGUGUUGUUUAUGCCGUUGGUUCUCAACACAAGGCCAUUCGGUCAUUUAAUGCGUGGAAUUUAGUUUUUCAUUGAGCGGUUCCUGAUUGUUCAGCAUUCAUGGAAUACCGAAUUACUGUUUACAACGCGGCGCGGGACGGCAAAUUAGGCCGCCUGCGAGUAUUUUUGGAUCAGCGAUCAAAAGAUGAUGUUUCUAUGCUGAUUCAUGCCAAAACAAAUGGAGCAACCCCUCUUAUUAUGGCAGGAAGAAAUGGACACUUAGAAGUUGUCAAGUACUUAGUAGAACACUGUAAAGCAGAAAUCGAACAAGUAGGCUCUGUGACCAUAGACGGAGAGACCAUUGAAGGGGCCCCACCUCUUUGGUGUGCUGCAGCAGCAGGUCAUCUGAACAUUGUCAAGUACCUUGUGGAACAUGGUGCCAAUGUAAACAAAACAACAUACACAAACUCAACACCUCUGAGAGCAGCUUGUUUUGAUGGUCACUUUACCAUAGUCAAAUACCUUGUUGAACAGAAAGCUGAUAUAGAGAUUGCAAACAGACAUGGUCAUACCUGUUUGAUGAUCUCAUGCUACAAGAAACAUCUUCCAAUAGUAGAGUACUUGCUGGAUUUGAAAGCCCAGGUUAACAGGAAGAGUGUUAAAGGAAACACAGCCCUACAUGACUGCGCUGAGUCCGGUAGCCUGGAGAUUGUGAAGCUGCUUCUCAAACAUGGAGCUGUAAUGGUGAAAGAUCACUACAACAUGACCCCUCUAAUGGCUGCUGCCGUGGCUGGGUACUACACCAUUGUCGAGUUCCUUAUAGAGCGUCCAGAGUGCAUGCAGAUAGAAAAAAUUGAGUCCCUUGAGCUUUUAGGAGCAACAUACAUUGACAGAAAACGUGAUAAUUUAGCAGCAUUGCAUGUUUGGCAAAGAGCAAUGAUAAUGCGUCAUGAUCAUGGACGAAAUACUUACCCGAAACCAGUGAAUGUGAAACCAGUAGAAGCAUAUGAGAAUGCUGUGGAGGCCCGGUCGUGUAAUACCUUAGACGAGCUGGUCUCCGACCCAGAUGAAAUGAGAAUGCAAGCUCUUCUUGUGAGGGAGAGAAUCUUAGGGCCUGCGCACCCAGACACUUCGUAUUACAUUCGGUACAGGGGUGCACUGUACGCUGACAUGGGAAAUUUCGACCGUUGCAUAUCUUUAUGGAUGUAUGCACUGGAAAUGCAGCAAAGUGCAUUGGAACCUGUCAGCCCUAUGACCCAGUCAAGCUUCUUGUCUUUCGCUGAACUCUUUUCUUUUAUGACGACGGAAUGGAGAGGGGGGGACCUUUUCUCUUGCCUUAAAUUCGAAAACCUCAUGGCUGUGUUACAGAGAGCAGUAGAAGAAGUGCAAAGAGCUAUAGCGUUCACAAAGUCGAGUAAAACCCCAUUGACAUCAGACACUGAGGCCAAAAGUCUAAGCAACCUGAACAGAUUGAUGGUGAUAGUAUUGCAUCUGCUGUGUCUCAUGACAAGACUGGAGGUUCUUUUAUCUGUUGUAGACAAAUUAGAAUUUCGCAAGGUUGUGUAUCGGUUAGUCCGUAUGUGUCCUCUCGGCAUGAAGAAAACCACACUGCUUCAUCUGGCGUGCACGAGACAUACCACAGACGUAGGCCGGUAUCCCAUAUGUAAGUUUCCGAGUCUGGAUGUUGUUAAUCUCUUGAUAGAAGUGGGAGCCGACGUAAAUGCUCAGGACCAGGACGGUUGCACCGCCUUGCACAUAGCUGCCAAAGAUGUACCCUGUGAUCGACAAGUGAUGAAAACUCUCAUUGAAAAUGGUAGCCAUAUCGAUGCUUGCAAUAACAGAGGAGAGGUAGCUGCUCAACUGCUGCAUAUGGUCCCUAUUCACGACAUCGUACCUCCACUCCGAUUCACCAGUCUCCAGUGCCUAGCUAGCCGUCAGAUUGCAAAGCACGGGGUUCCGUAUAAAGGAGUUGUAGGACCAGAACUUGAGAGGACAAUAGAACUACAUCAAUCAAAAAUUGACACUUUCAAGGCAAAAAUGGAUGAAAAUUCAUGGCCACGAGAACCGGAAAAGUGACAGAGUUUUUGCAGUGUCGUUCUUGAAUUUGUCACUACUUGAUUCUUUCAGUUAGGGUAGGUUUACGCUAGAUACGCCUGUAAGAAAAAAUAAGUUUCUGGAAUGUAUGCUAGAUAUGCUUUAAUCUUUCUUCUACCUUGUUCAAGAAUAGUUUGGAACUACACUGAAGCCAACUGGAUGAUUGGUUGACUUGAUUUUAAAAGUUAUUUAUUGGAAAUGAGUGUGGCUGUGAGAGUGUCUUCUUAACUAAUUGAUUUCAUUCCUUUUGUGCUGAAAAAAUGUGAGGGGUGUCAGCUCUACAUACCCAGGUGUCUGCGAUGGGAUACGACAGCAUUGACUUUCUAGAUUACUCAAACUGUCUUCUUUUUCUCUCUCUGCUUGUUUUUACAUAAUAAGAAAACCAAUAAGUAACAGAAGAACAAAAGUUUUGAAUAUUCUCUGGCUUGAAUUACGGAUAGAAGUUCAGUCCAAAAGUGUGUUGUUCUGAGAGGGUUGAUGAUUGUGUUUUUGCACAUUGUCUCUUUCAACUCUUUGUAUUCCAAGCAUUUAUUUUUAACUCAACCACUUCAAAUAUUAGUAAGAAGAGUUACUUCCUUUGGUUGCCUUCUAAAAAUGAUUGCUUCCCUUGGAGUUUACUGCCAGAUAUUGACUACAUACAUUUCCUUGCUGGUUGAGGAACUUUAGGGUCGCAGUGAUUUCUAAUUUCUCUGUUAUAUAUUUAAUAUUCAUUUGUACUUUGUGCUGUUUAGUUUUUAUUGUGUUGUACUUUAGACACUUUUCCUUUCUCCAUUGUCAUAUGGGACAAAAUGAAAGUCUUAGUAACUGGCUGUCAGCCCCAUUCCCCAGACAACUUGGAGAAUGUUGAGUAAGGCUAGGAUUAAAAUAUUUAACUGUCAGUUGUAACAUUUUAAAAAAUAAUUUCAAGACACUCAUUUAGACAUUUUGCGUCCAGUCACAGACCCAAUGUCUGAGAACACAGGUGAUCUGGUAUAAUAUGUAACCCAACUUUGUUUCAUUUGGGGUGUUACUAUACAGAGGAGCCUUCUUAAACCGACCAUGUUUAAUCCAAAAACAAUGGUAAAGUAAACUGAAAGGAAAUAGAUUCCCUGAUUGUAUUUCUUCCAUUUCAGCAACCUGUCUUUACUAAAAACCUGGAUAAACUGAAGAAAUUCAGCAGUCUUGCAGAUUUCGGUUUAACCAGACUCCACUGUAUAGAAUUAGAGUUUGCAGAAUUCUGUGUGCAUUUGGAUGUGACUUCGCUUCUGGACAUUUGAAGCACAUUAAUCCAUGAAGAUUCUGUAAAUGAUAAAAACAGGGUUUAUUGAAAUUUUUUUAGAAAUGGUUUGUAUGUAAGUUAAGGUAGAGACCACUGUAUCAUAUUAUUUUGAAGAGGAGGCAUGUCUAUUUAUAACCAGUAAGAAUACUUUGUCUCAGCAUAAAAGUAAGUUAUUAGUUGUUUGUAUUUAAUUUGGAAGUGCACUGGCAGUCAAUAAAAUUAAUUGCUGGCUUAUGUGGAGCUGAUAAACCUCACACUUUUGGAAUUUUAUUUUUUCCCCCUUAGAUACAGUAAUGUUUUUCUUUUCUAAAAACAUUAUGUAAUACAAUUUUUGUGCCUGCAUAAUGUUUUCUGGGUUACAGCGUGUAACUUUUUGGAUAAGUUGUUUGAGCCACUACUAAACUGAUUUGUGCUUAGUAAUUUGUGUUGUUUUCCUGUGUGUUUUUCACCGUUAUCCACCCCCGUCCGGUUAUGUCAUGGUCAUCUUUCCCACAGAUUAGGAGUGUGUUUUUAGUGAAGUGCUGCUGGAUUGUUGUAGUUCAAGAUUCCUUAAGUUUUGGAUUUGUUUUUGUUUUUUUCCUCUACCUAUGAGUCUUUUGUCUCUUUCGAUGUGAUCAGUCUGUAGGACCUAUCCAGGUUUUAGAACUUUGCCUGGCGGUUUUUUACUAAAACUGCACAACGUUGAGUGCUCCAUUUAAAA